CCAUUGAUUCUGAUGGAAACGAAAGAAAAAAUGAAAAAUGGUGUGGUGCUUGCAUAACGCAGAAUUCAUUCACUUGCAACUUCCAAGAAGACUGCGGCAUUGCGUAUCCUUAUUGGCUACAUUCCCCGUUUUUAAUUGAUUGGUCGCACUCAGCACUCAGCAGUCUUACUCUUCGCCACCCCUCACUCAAAUUGAAGAAUGGCGUUGUACGCACUGUCGCGUCGUUUAUCAGCUGGAUCCAACUCAACGACGCUCCUCGCCUUGCGUUUUGCUUCCUCUUCCAGAUCCUACUCCUCUUCUUUCAGGGAAGAAAGAGAUACCUUCGGACCCAUUCAAGUUCCCUCCGACAAAUUAUGGGGAGCACAAACUCAAAGAUCUUUACAAAACUUCGAUAUCGGUGGCCCCCGCGAACGCAUGCCCGAACCAAUCAUUCGCGCCUUCGGCAUCUUGAAGAAAUGCGCUGCGAAGGUGAACAUGGAGUAUGGUCUUGAUCCCGACGUUGGAAAAGCGAUAAUGCAAGCAGCACAAGAAGUAGCUGAGGGAAAACUAAACGAACAUUUUCCUCUUGUUGUAUGGCAAACUGGAAGUGGCACUCAAAGUAACAUGAAUGCUAACGAGGUUAUUGCAAAUAGAGCAGCAGAGAUUCUUGGUCAUAAGCGUGGUGAGAAGUUUGUACACCCAAAUGAUCAUGUCAAUAGAUCACAGUCUUCUAAUGAUACAUUCCCAACUGUAAUGCACAUUGCAGCUGCAAUGGAAAUAAACUCAAGACUAAUCCCCAGCUUGAAAAUCUUACAUGGCACACUGAACUCAAAGUCAAUUGAAUUCAAAGAUAUUGUCAAGAUUGGACGCACUCAUACUCAAGAUGCAACACCUUUGACUCUUGGACAAGAGUUUAGUGGGUAUACUAUACAAGUGAAGUAUGGUAUUGAUCGUGUAAUUGGUACUUUGCCGCGUAUGUAUCAGCUUGCCCAGGGUGGUACCGCUGUAGGGACUGGAUUGAAUACAAAGAGGGGGUUUGAUGCUAAGAUAGCAGCAGCAGUAGCUGAUGAAACAAAUCUGCCUUUUGUUACGGCAGAAAAUAAGUUUGAGGCCUUGGCUGCCCAUGAUGCUUUUGUUGAAACUAGUGGAGCCCUUAACACUAUUGCAGCUUCUUUGAUGAAAAUUGCUAAUGAUAUACGGUUAUUAGGAAGUGGUCCACGCUGCGGUCUUGGUGAACUCAUUCUUCCUGAAAACGAACCAGGAAGCAGUAUUAUGCCUGGGAAGGUUAACCCUACCCAGUGUGAGGCUUUGACAAUGGUGUGUGCACAGGUCAUGGGGAACCAUGUUGCAGUCACAGUGGGUGGAUCAAAUGGUCAUUUUGAGCUCAAUGUGUUCAAGCCAAUGAUUGCCAGUUCUCUCCUUCAUUCGCUGAGACUGCUAGGAGAUUCAUCUGCUUCUUUUGAAAAGAAUUGCGUGAGAGGUAUUCAAGCUAAUAGGGAAAGAAUUUCAAAAUUACUGCAUGAGUCACUGAUGCUCGUCACAUCCUUGAACCCAAAAAUUGGUUAUGACAAGGCAGCAGCAGUUGCCAAGACAGCCCACAAAGAGGGAACUACUCUAAAGGAAGCUGCAUUGAAACUCGGAGUGCUGAGCUCUGAAGAGUUCGACAAGCUUGUGGUACCUGAGAAAAUGCUUGGACCAACCGAUUGACUGGCUCGUAUUGUUUUGUUCUAAUAAUCAUUGUUUCAUCAUCGGCUACAUUGAAGUAGGAUUUUUUAGUCAUACCCGUUGAUUGGAUUGAGAAAUGGCAAUCCAAAAACCAAUAAUUUUGACUUCCUCAAUUGAUAUUCGAGAGGAAAGAGCUCUUCCAAAUUUGUAACGAGGCAAUGUAUUGCAGAAAUUUACUGACCCAAAUAAAGGGAAAUAUUUAUGUAUUUCUACUGUUUUUUGGGUUGUCA
Messenger RNA from Cajanus cajan (pigeon pea), 1934 nucleotides. NCBI's taxonomy places the organism in Eukaryota, Viridiplantae, Streptophyta, Magnoliopsida, Fabales, Fabaceae. The record is from RefSeq and is a predicted model, not a curated record.